Messenger RNA from Salvelinus fontinalis (brook trout), 2025 nucleotides. RefSeq names its product matrix metallopeptidase 23ba (gene mmp23ba). Gene Ontology annotation, molecular function: metalloendopeptidase activity; zinc ion binding. The transcript is spliced from 8 exons. Gene Ontology annotation, cellular component: extracellular matrix. NCBI's taxonomy places the organism in Eukaryota, Metazoa, Chordata, Actinopteri, Salmoniformes, Salmonidae. The coding region runs from base 227 to 1378 and encodes 383 amino acids. Gene Ontology annotation, biological process: collagen catabolic process; extracellular matrix organization; proteolysis. The record is from RefSeq and is a predicted model, not a curated record.
GCUGCGGCUGAAGGUUGUAUAGAAAGCUGCAAAGUUUGAUGCAGCCUGGAGCUGGCGGCGGGUGACCAAGGAUUCCAGCCUUAACACCGUUAUUCUCAAUUUAAAAAUAAUUUGUCAAAUAAAAGGAUGCAUUGGAUGGCCAUUGAUAUCCAUGCGGAUAGAUGGUGGUGAAAUUGACUAGUCUGUCUUUGUUUAGGGAUUUUUUCUGGAAGGUGAUAUCGCAACGAUGGUGUGUCAGACGUUCAGAAGUUUACAAAGAGGCGACUUCAGUGCUCUGCUGGCUGUGGCGGUGCUUGGGGUUCUGUUUGAAGGGAUGCAAGAAACCACGGCAUUUCCCACCUGGAGAAUAGAGGAAGAAGUUCACACCUCUGGUGUGUUAAUGAUUGGGAUUCGCAAAGAUGCCCGCACGCAGGUUCUACACCUCUCCAGGAACAAGCGCUACACCCUCACCCCUGAGAAACUCAAAUGGGACAAGUUCAAGCUCACUUACAAGCUGCUCUCUUUUCCAAAGAACCUGAUGAAUGCCAGUGACACGCGCCGGGGCAUUGCCAAAGCCUUCACUAUGUGGAGUGAUGUCUCGCCCUUCAGCUUUAGAGAGGUGCCCGCUGACCAGGAGGCAGACAUCAAGAUAGGCUUUUACCCCAUCAACCACACAGACUGUCUGCAGUCCUACUUGCACCACUGUUUCGACGGCAUCACCGGCGAACUGGCACAUGCUUUCUUCCCUCCGACGGGCGAGAUCCACUUUGACGACCAUGAGUAUUGGAUUCUGGGAAACAUGCGCUUCAGCUGGAAAAAAGGGGUGUGGCUGACAGACUUGGUCCAUGUAGCGGCUCACGAGAUUGGCCACGUCCUGGGCCUCAUGCACUCCCUGAACCCCAAGGCCAUCAUGCACCUGAACGCAACUCUAACGGGGCGCAAGCUCAUCACACAGGACGAGGUGUGGGGCCUGCACCGACUCCAUGGAUGUUUGGAUAGAUUAUUUAUCUGUCCAGCCUGGGCGCGGAAAGGCUAUUGCGACAGCAAGCGAAAGCUCAUGCAGAAGCACUGCCCCUCGAGCUGUGAUUUCUGUUACGAGUUCCCCUUCCCCACCGUGGCCCCCACCCCCACCCCCCAACGGACCAAACACAAGCUGGUGGCUGAGGGGAAGAAGCUCACGUUCCGAUGUGGAAAGAAAAUUGCAGCAAAGUCAGGCAAAGUAUACUGGUACAAGGACGGAGAGAUUCUGGAGUACUCCCACCCUGGCUACAUCUCCCUAAAAGACGAUCACAUCAGUAUCGUGGCCAACGCCAUCAAUGAGGGCACAUACACCUGCAUCGUGAGGAAAAAGAACAAGGUCCUCACCAACUACUCUUGGAGGGUACGAGUGCGCUUCUGAGGGUGAUGCCCCCAUCCGCACAUAGAAGCACUGGGUAUUAGCACAGAGAACACACAACCGUAGAAACAAAAUUACCAGAAGAAGAAAAGCCCUUAGACAACUGCAUUUUCACACAUUGACUUGAAUUGGAUGUCCGUUCUAGGAAUUAUAUUUAAAGCACACCUUCACUCAAACAUUGCUUGUUCAAAACGGGGACCUCACUCACUUGGGCACAUAUUUUAAUGUAUGUACAUUGUCUAAACAAUACCCUCAAAACAAUCAUGUUUCAGGUUUUUUUGUAAUGCAUUUUCGUAUGUGCACAAUAAACCCUUUUGUUCUGUGGUAAGUAGUAUAUAGAAUCUAGAUGUAAAACUACAUUGUGUCCAAGUGAGUAUUAGAUACACUGCUGGCAUUGUUUCUGUUAUGUAUUAUGUGAACAAUAGACUGUUCAUUGAAGUUAGAGCUCACUGACACUUACAGGGUAGCUAGUAGCCUCAAACUUUCCUAAAUAUUGUCCAGGAAUUUCAAAUAAAUGUAACUAGCCUGGCUACUUUAUGCCAUGGGUAAUGCAUUCUAAAAGCUACUGCAUCAAUGCAUGACACCUACAGUAUAAACAACAUAUUGGUUCCAUGUUUCAUGAGCUGAAAUAAAAGAUCACAGAAAAGUUC